UCUUCUGUCUUCGUGCGACCACGACGAUUCACGACGCCGCGUCGAAAUGCGAAAUACAACGUUUCAACAACAUGUCGCACGCUGUACAUUAAUAUCAGAGGCUCAACAUGCGCGCCCUUGUGAAAUUCACUAUCAGGAACAGAUUCUACUUCCCAGGGUGUUUUCGUGAGGACCACGAGCAACGGACCCGUGGACACGCGCGGGCAAUGUUAUGGCUACGCCUGUGAGGCAGGCAUUCACAUGGUCAUGACAGCGUCUUCAAUUCUUUGACACUCAUUAUCACCAAAGCAAGGGGACCAUGUCCUGCGAGACUAACCUCCGCUACAUAUUCCGACACCAUCGAUGAUACCGCGGCGCCUGCUGCGCAACGUUCGGUGUGUCCAAGGGUUAAGCUCAAGCGCCAUUAUUUCUCUCAUCACGGGCCAUGAUCGGGCGGGACACUUUGGAUAUGGCAGUGACUCGUGCAUCUUGUGCCGACGCCGCACUGUGCUUUCGGGCUAUGACGGCGUGUCAAGUGGACAUCCUGUACGGCCUAUAUGCGACAACGCCACGAUGUAGCAGCUGUGUCUCCACGUUUCCACCUUCCUGUCGUCUCUCUCAUGGGAUAACGUUACCCUUCUAGGAGGCCGAUCUUACUGAAAUGGACCUCUCGCACGGACCCUGCUUCGGCUGAAAGCAGCCAAUCAUUACCGGGCUGAACGCGCAUUGGCUCCAUUCCUUUCAUAUCCGGAUCAUCGCAGGACUGUGGGGUCGCGGUCUGCCAUCUCUGUCGCAUCCUGACGUGCGGCCGCCAAUAAUCCGGAGCACCAUCAGGCACAUCCCGCCGGUUUAUAUUCCUUCAACGUACUCUGGGCCCGUCUCAGCCUUCCGCCACCCAUCUCGAGAUGCCGCCGCCACCAAAGGUUCAGCCCCCACAUAGGCUUGAGCUUAGCACCAACAGCCUUCGCAACACCGCGAUCGCUUCUGCUGACGACUCCAUCCACUACGAGAUUGUUACCCGAUUUUGGCACCCGCACAUAACGAAGAUCAACAGAUGCGACUUCGAAAAUCUGGUGGUUGACACUGUUGCAGAGAUCGAGCGCAACCCUGGCCAGGAGCCCCGCGUCCGCUUCGACGGCGACAAGGGCGAGUGGGUGCCGGCAUCACAGUUCCUGAACUUUUCGGAAGACAGGAUCGGGGGAACAUUCACCGGUCCCUCGGACAUCCGGUAUCAAUGGAGAACACACAAAGGUCACUUGCAGCUCGUGAAGGAUGCUGAUGGGAAGCAGGAGCCCGUCGUAGAUUUCCACCCACACAAGCGUCACUUUUUUGCGUUCCGCAUGUCGAAGCACGCCUGGCUCGAAGUCAAGCCUCAGCCAGAAGUGACAGAAGUUAUGGAGAGACUCAUAGUGAGCUACCUCCUGGUUGAGCGACGCCGCAGGGAUGCCCACCUUCGCGUGAAGAUUGAGAGGGGGUAGCGAUACUGACGGCAAUUUCGGUCAAUGUCAAUACUCUUGUUGACUCGAACGCUCUCUGUUGCGCUCUCCAGAGUCCCUUUGUAUACAUACCCUGUCAUUUAAUAACCCCCCGUCACAUAGCCCGUUGGAAACUUUGUUAUUUGUGACAUAAAUAGGCAUAUAGAUCAU
Phanerochaete carnosa HHB-10118-sp is the source of this 1625-nucleotide messenger RNA. RefSeq lists its product as uncharacterized. Lineage: Eukaryota; Fungi; Basidiomycota; Agaricomycetes; Polyporales; Phanerochaetaceae. The record is from RefSeq and is a predicted model, not a curated record. The coding region runs from base 885 to 1457 and encodes 190 amino acids. The transcript is spliced from 7 exons.